AUGCUUGCCUUUCCUUCCCUCCCUUGAACGUCACCGUUUAAGCAGAGCCCGAGGACUGGGAACUCUUCCCUGAAAUCUGAUCAACCUGAAGCCAGUUGCAGAACUGCACAGGGUCCCCAUGGACCUCAAGGAGAGCCCCAGCGAGGGUAGCCUGCAGCCCUCUAGCAUCCAGAUCUUCGCCAACACCUCCACCCUCCACGGCAUCCGCCACAUCUUCGUGUACGGGCCGCUGAGCAUCCGGCGUGUGCUCUGGGCCAUGGCCUUCGUGGGCUCUCUGGGCCUGCUGCUGGUGGAGAGCUCUGAGAGGGUGUCCUACUACUUCUCUUACCAGCACGUCACCAAGGUAGAGGAGGUGGUGGCCCAGAGCCUGGUCUUCCCAGCCGUGACCCUCUGUAACCUCAACGGCUUCCGCUUCUCCAGGCUCACCACCAAUGAUCUGUACCACGCCGGGGAGCUGCUCGCCCUGUUGGACGUCAACCUGCAGAUCCCGGACCCACACCUGGCUGACCCCACGGUGCUGGAGGCCCUGCGGCAGAAGGCCAACUUCAAGCACUACAAACCCAAACAGUUCAGCAUGUUGGAGUUCCUGCACCGCGUGGGACAUGACCUGAAGGAUAUGAUGCUCUACUGCAAGUUCAAAGGGCAGGAGUGUGGCCACCAGGACUUCACCACAGCGGGCCUGGGACAUCAGGUGCUGUGGGACCCUCCGGAAGCCCAGUGUGGCCGCUUCUCCCAAAGCGACCUUAAGGGAGAACCGAGAGCUUUUGAGUCUCAGAUCCUUGAGCCAAAUUGCAGUUGUAAUUUCGGGGUGGCAG
Messenger RNA from Lipotes vexillifer (Yangtze River dolphin), 815 nucleotides. RefSeq names its product acid-sensing ion channel 2-like. Gene Ontology annotation, molecular function: ligand-gated sodium channel activity. The record is from RefSeq and is a predicted model, not a curated record. The transcript is spliced from 2 exons. Gene Ontology annotation, cellular component: plasma membrane. Gene Ontology annotation, biological process: sodium ion transmembrane transport. NCBI's taxonomy places the organism in Eukaryota, Metazoa, Chordata, Mammalia, Artiodactyla, Lipotidae. The annotation marks the transcript as partial.